AUGCCAACAUGCAAUCAUUGCGUUCCUCAAAACUGCGAGUUCGCCCAGUGGGGCAAAUGGUACGAUGCCGGAGGAUGCACCGGCUUGUGCUUUCGUCAUAGGGCACUUGCCCAGCCGAACAACGAGUGUGGACGACCUUGCAGCGGGGUUCAGGAAGACACCAAGCCGUGCUUCAAAACAGAGUGUGGACGGAAGCCCGAGGAGGACGCGAUGUUCGGCUCCUGGUCCGAGUGGGGCUUGUGCGAUUCCGGCCAGAGGGACCGUCACCGUGAAGUGGCGACGCAAGCGGCUCAUGGAGGGCGCUCUGUGGAAGGGCCACUGCGCGAGGUCCAGCCGUGUGGCCAGGGCCACGUCGUCGACUGCGAGAUGAACCAGUGGAAUGCCUGGACGACCUGCAGUUGCACCUGCGGUCAGGGAUGGCAUACCAGAGAUCGCCGCAUCAUUCGCUUCUCUGCCAAUGGAGGGAAGCCUUGCGUUGGCUCCACUCGCGAGGAACACCCAUGCAACGAACAACCAUGCAAUGGUCUGGCUUGUCAGUUCAGCCCAUGGUCCAGCUGGGCCGGAUGUGAUGGAUACCGCCCUUUUCAACGAGAUCGCCACCGACGGGUUGAGCAACCAGGUUCCAACGGUGCCGGCUGCAGUGGGACGACUCACGAGAUGGAGGGUUGCACAAGCCACGGUCCUUCUGACUGUGUCAUAUCACAGUGGGAUCAAUGGUCAUCAUGCGACAAGCAUUGUGAUGGAGGUCAGCAGGUUCGACAUCGGAAGUUGAUUCAUCCUGCUCACAGCGGAGGCACGUGCCCACAGUCGAAGAUGAAGCAGAUCCGGGGUUGCAACACGCAGUCGUGCCACUCCAAUCAGAAUGACUGCAUCCUCUCGCCGUGGCGCUCGUGGAGUGCCUGCACGGCACAGUGUGAAGAUGGCGUUCGGAAGCGUGAGCGCGAGGUGCUGCAACGUGCCGGCGAGGGAGGUCGUGGGUGCAGCGGCGUUAUGAUGCAAGUGGUGGGGACCGUGGGAUUCGUGGAGUGGCUGCUCCUGCAGCUGUGGAGGUUUCCCCAAAAGGUGGAGGAGAACUCUGUGAUCCAGUGGACAAGUCCGAAGCAGCUCCAUGUAAUCAGCACAGAUGCUUCGAGCACUGCACCGAUGCCCGGUGGUCAGAAUGGAAGCAGUGGUCCGAAUGCUCGGCUUCCUGUGGCUACGGCUUCAAGUUUCGACAUCGAAGCCAUCAAGUGCAGGCAAAUUCCUGUGGCAGGCCAGCUACAGGCCGUGGCCAGGAGUGGGACGUCUGCGAAGGUUCUGGUGUUGGCAGUGCGGUGUGCGGGGACCGGGAUGGCCGGCUCUCUGCCUGGAAUGAAUGGUCCGACUGCAGCUGCACUUGCUUCGGCAUUCGUGAGCGACAGAGGAUUGUGGAGCAAUACCACUUCGGGAACGGAAAGCCAGCCAAUCCCUUUCGCACCAUUGAAGCAAAUCCAGCCGUGCCAUCCAGGCCCCCGUGAGCUAGCUCCCAGUGAGUGUGUUCACCACCAUGCGGACUGCAAGUUGAGCCAGUGGAAUGAGUGGACUGAAUGUCCUGUCACCUGCGGCGGUGGCAACAAGAUGAGGCUGCGGUACAUCUUCACACCGGCCUCAAACAACGGACGCCCUUGCGAGGCCGCCUUGAGAGAGACGACGCCCUGCGCUACCAAUCCAUGUGGGGAGGGUUGCGUGGAUUGCCUGUGGGGCCAUUGGUCCGAAUGGGGCGCGUGUUCCAAGUGCGGUGAUCAGAGAUUCAGACAGCGUGACAUCAUGAAACUCGCCAACCACUGCGGCAAGAGGUGCGAGGCUCGAGAUGCCAAGGAGGUGUCCAACUGCACCAGUCAAUGUGACAGCAUGAGCUUCUGCGUGUGGAAACCAUGGACGUCAUGGAGUGGGUGCAGUGCGGACUGCGGCCCGGCUACAAGAUUGCGCGAGCGGUCUCUAGGCCUUGUGCAAAGCAAACCCAACGAGUACCUCUUCAAGGUGGCGCACGAUUCAUACGCAGGUCUUUGUGCCGGGACACAGACGGACACGGAAGCCUGUCCGACGAGGCCUUGUGACAAUCGCUGCGUCCCAACAGAUUGCACUUUCUCGCCGUGGGGCGAAUGGCAUCAACCCUCAUGCAUCGGCCUUUGUACCAGGUCCCGCAGCAUUGCUGUCGUGAACAACGAGUGUGGCGAGCCUUGCCAUGGCCCCUUAGUUUCCACCAAGAGGUGCCUUGAGGAGUGCACGGAGGUUCUGGAUUGUGAGUUUCGUAGCUGGUCACACUGGUCCCAGAUGGAUCGCUCCGGGCCAGGAGCACUGAGGUAUCGUUCGCGCGAGGUGAGUCAGAUGCCCAGGAAUGGUGGAAAGCCAUGCGAAGGCGACAUUCGGGAGGUUGACUCCUUCUGCGAAGAGAACGACCACCUUCAGCAUUGCCGACUCAUCCCCUGGUCUGAUUGGGUAAGCUGCAGCAAAACUUGCGGAGGCGGCUGGCAGCUCCGCACGAGGGCCGUAGCACAGCCUGCACGAAACGGAGGACAACCUUGCCAAGGAGACCUGUCCGAGGGGCAGACCUGUGCAGAAUUCCCAUGUCAGGAAGGGGACUGCGUUUUGGCUCCAUGGAGCAGCUGGGGCGAUUGCUGGGGCGGACAAAGGACACGAAGCCGUCGUGUGCAGCGGGAGGCUACCGCUGGAGGGCGACCAUGUGGUGGUCCUGGCAGCCCCGUACUUUUGGGUGAAACUCGGCCGUGCAGCCAACAUGGCAUGGACUGCCAGGUCUCUGCAUGGAGCGCCUGGGAUUCCUGCGACAAGUCAUGUGGUGGUGGUGAGCAGCAGCGACACCGGCAGGUGCAAGUCUACCCGAUGCACGGCGGCUUGCCGUGCCCGACCUCGCUGCGAGAGCUCCGUGCGUGUGGAAGCUACUCCUGCGGAACUGUGGAUUGCGAGGCAACUGCCUGGACAGAGUGGGGAGCCUGCUCGGUGCAGUGUGGUGCCGGCCAGCAGCAGCGAGACCGACAGAUUGCCAGGUCAGCGCAAGGAGAAGGACGUAAGUGUAAUUUCAUCCUCUCGGAGACUCGUGCAUGUCGGCACACUGGCGGCGGGUCAAUGCCUGGCUGCGGCAUGGUCAAUUGCCUCUGGGGUGACUGGUCGAGCUGGAGUGGCUGCACAUGCUCCUGUGGUGCGGGCCUUGUCCCGUCCCUUGCUGCCCCACAGUACGGCCAGCAGUUCACAUCUGCAUUCGAGCAAUCUCCCCAUCCUGAUAUUGACAUGUUCUACGUAGUGAAUGUUGCUGCAGGCGGUGGCCAGCGCACUCGCAAUCGACACAUCGCUCAAUCGCCUCAGGUGUCGCUUCUGACCAUGCUUCUGACCACAGGUAACAUUAGGGCGGAGGUGGCCGAUGCGAAGCAAAGCACAAAGAGGAGAUCGGCCCUUGCAACACGCACAGCUGCGCAGAGACUGCCUGCCGCGAUGGAGCCUGGGGCGAGUGGCAGGAGUGGUCACCCUGCUCUGCCUCCUGCACCGGAGGUUUACGAUACCGUCAUCGACGGAUGGAGCACGAGGCCAAUGAAUGCGGCCGACCUGCCGAAGGAUUCUCGCGGGAUGUGGCCAUCCUGGCUCGCUUGGGCCGUUGGCAAUCAUUGUUGGCAGCGCUUGGGUGGGGAAGGCGAUGAAAGGGGUAAGGAGUUUAUGCAGAGCUGGAUGAUACUGGAUGGUCGGAGAUGGAAUGAGAUGGUACAUGGCCGGGGCAGGGGUGAGUGGUGUGUUGGUGCCACCAAGGAGACUUCCCCGUGUGCCCCAAGCCCAGGGGCCCCUGCGCCCAUCGCUUGCCAGCCUGUGCAUGCGCGAGACUGCAUCAUCAGCCAGUGGUCUUCCUGGGGCCAGUGCGACGUCACCUGCGGUGGUGGCCAGUCCAUGCGCGAGCGGAGUGUAGACCACGAGGCAAGGGACACACCGUGA
This is a messenger RNA of Symbiodinium sp. CCMP2592, 3954 nucleotides long. NCBI's taxonomy places the organism in Eukaryota, Dinophyceae, Suessiales, Symbiodiniaceae. The record is from the annotation of a GenBank genome assembly.